UUGUAUUGAUUUCUUCCAGUUAAAUCUGGCCCAUAUCCCUGAUAUCCAAAAUUUCUCCUCAAAACUAGUUCUUAGUUAAUUAAAACUUUGAUCAGAGUUCGUCAUGGCAGCGAAAAUUCAAGAAGCCCAGGAACAUUGCAGAGCCGCAGAAAAAUACCUUAAGACGUCUUUCCUCCGAUGGAAGCCAGACUACGAUUCGGCGGCGGACGAAUACAACCAAGCAGCUCAAUGCUACCGGAUUGCCCGGGACCUCGGGAACUCUAAAGAGUGCCACCUGAAGGCCUCUGAGAACUACAAUAAGCACAAGGCGUUCUUCCAUGCCGCGAGGGCUCUGGAGAACGCCAUACUGGUCAGCAAGGAGACCAGUUCCCCUGAGGAGGUGUAUAACCUGGCUACAGAGGCAGCCAGCCUGUACCAGCAGCAGGGCUCCGGGGACUCGGCCGCUGCAUGCCUAGGGAAGGCCGCCAAAAUCAUAGAGGAGAGCUCACCGGAGCUCGCUUACAAACUUUUCUCUCAAGCGGCCGAUGUGUCAUCGGGUGAAAGCAGUCAACACCAAGGUGCAGAAUACAUCGGCAAGGCCUCCAGACUUCUAGUCAAGUUGCAAUGGUACGACCAAGCCGUGGACAGUCUUCGGAGGGAGAUUGGUUUCCACCAGGAGGGCGGGAACUCUGGCGCCAUCGGACGUCUCACCGUGGCAGUUGUGCUGGUACAACUAGCCCGGGGGGAUGCUGUGGCAGCGGAGAAAGCGUACAAGGAAUGGGGUAACAACUGCGAAGUGGCCGAAAUGCAAACGAUAGAGCAAUUACUAUCGGCAUACGACGAGGAGGACCGCGAGUCCGCCAAGAGAGCCCUAAUGUCGCCUUUUAUAAGGAGCAUGGACGUGGAGUACGCCAGGCUAGCACAGUUGGUGCCCCUGCCAGAGGCUUUAGAACCCACGCCCAGCGCUGGGAUCCGUGAGAACGCCGCGCCCUCAUACGUCAGUCCCAACGCCUCCAACUAUGAGCGCGCGUCACCCGAAGGGGAUAGUCGGCCCGACAACGCGUCGUACGAAGCUCCCGUGCAGCCUCCGGACGAAGAGGAACUGUGCUAGACACAGACA
Molecule: messenger RNA, 1099 nt
Organism: Cydia amplana
Lineage: Eukaryota; Metazoa; Arthropoda; Insecta; Lepidoptera; Tortricidae
Product: gamma-soluble NSF attachment protein-like
Exons: 9
Coding region: 104-1090 (328 amino acids)
Biological process (GO): intracellular protein transport
Cellular component (GO): vacuolar membrane; SNARE complex
Molecular function (GO): soluble NSF attachment protein activity; syntaxin binding
Source: RefSeq, a predicted model, not a curated record